UACCGACAGAAGUUCUACUUAGACUACUCUGCCGUCGGUAAGCUUUAAUAAGUGCAUUUAGCUUUGAGAUACAAGCAUGGAUAACCUUGUCGUCGUUAAGAACAGUGAUGAUCUGGAAAUAGAGGACCGGGAAAGUCCACACACCGCAAUAAAGGAAUGUCCUGGGGAAACGGAGGGAGUUGAGGAGCGCAUCGAGUCGGAUAGUGGGGAUCCUUCGCAGAAACCACCCUACUCUUAUGUGGCUUUAAUCGCAAUGGCUAUCGAAGAGAGCCAUGAGAAAAGGUUAACAUUAAGUGGGAUUUACCAAUUCAUCAUCUCCAAAUUUCCCUAUUAUCAGGCAAGUCAAAAGGGAUGGAAGAACAGCAUUCGUCACAACCUCAGCCUUAAUGAAUGUUUUGUGAAGGUUCCAAACUUGAAUGGAGGGGAGCGGAGAGGCAAUUACUGGAUGAUGGACCCUGCCUUUGGAGACAUGUUCGAUAAAGGCAACUACAGACGACGGAGACGGCUGAAACGUUCGUGCAGACCCCCUAUUUCACCCUACCUGCCGGGAACAGCGAUGCUAAAUUUACCUGAGCCGCAUUACUUUCACCAGGAAUCGGUGUACUGGCAAACACCAUACCUCACCAACGCAUGGAGUGCACCCCAGGGUAGUCCAUCCUCACCGGGAUCACUUUACCAACAGGCGACCAGCGGUAACCCGUCCUCGAUGUCCCCUAAGACCUACCCUGACUCUCACGUGAUGUAUUACCAUAUCCCCCCGUCCUGUAGCCGGUGCCACCGGCCCCCUGAUGUCCUGAUGCCCCACAGCGGUCCCCCUGGCAGUCUCCCUCAACUCUCUUAUGCCAGGUAUCCCGAGACAGAGCCAUACCAUUCGUAUGAGUGACUGUGUUGCAACCGGGAUUUUGCCAGGUCUGUUAAGAUGCCUAAUUAAAAACGAAAUCAUUAUGUGAUGAAGCAUAUGGCGCUGUAAGAUUUAUCUCCAAGCCUACCUCAAGUUCUUUACGCGAACCCAAAACGAGUUCAUUAGGCUAAUGGUUCAUUGCCAUUUGUUACAUGUUUUGUAUUAAUCUCAGAUGGAUUUAGAAAUUGAAUUCUUGUUUCACAAAUAUAGGUUGUGCAUGUGUUUGUAGCGUAACUAUGAUGUUGCUGCUAUAUCCUAUUAGAUUAUUACACUGCAGCAACAAUCAUGUUGUGCGAUCAUAUCCUUGGUCAAGAAACUUUCUUUAUUCGAGGCUAUACAUGACAUAUCUCUUUUAUAGCCUUACUGGUCGUCAUGCACUUUCUCGGUUGACAUUUAAUGAUGGAAAACUAGUGCCAAAUUGAUAUGUUUUAAUAGCUUUUGCUGGAAGUUUUACACCGUUUGUUAUACUGUUACAGAAUUAUUUUCUAAUAAAAAGCACUUUUUCAGUUUG
This is a messenger RNA of Alosa alosa (allis shad), 1412 nucleotides long. RefSeq names its product forkhead box L2-like (gene foxl2l). NCBI's taxonomy places the organism in Eukaryota, Metazoa, Chordata, Actinopteri, Clupeiformes, Clupeidae. The record is from RefSeq and is a predicted model, not a curated record. Gene Ontology annotation, biological process: regulation of transcription by RNA polymerase II; anatomical structure morphogenesis; cell differentiation. The transcript has a single exon. Gene Ontology annotation, molecular function: DNA-binding transcription factor activity, RNA polymerase II-specific; RNA polymerase II cis-regulatory region sequence-specific DNA binding. Bases 77 to 883 code for a protein of 268 amino acids.